AUGCCUUCCAUUCUCCUGGCCUUCGCCGUUCUCGUAACGGCAUACGCUUCAACAUUCGUGUACCGCUUCACGCGCGGUUGGAUCGAUGGCAGAAAGACUGGUUUCCCGCUCGUGCUACUUCCUCUUGAUCCAAACUGGCUCCCAUGGAUGAUUGUCAGUGUGCCCUGGAGAAAGUGGCUACAGAAGAAUUUGCCGCGAAGCAUCUAUCAGAGAGUAGUGCUGUCAAUUUAUGGCUGGGAAUUCUGGGAAAAGACCGCGCCGUAUGAUGAGCUGGCAGCUCCGCAGGGUGAUCGCAAGAACUUCCUGCUCGUAUCUUGCGGGAGACUGGAGCUCUGGACGUGCGACUCUGCUAUAGUUGCUGAGGUAUUGAGCCGACCCAAGGACUUCAAUCAGCUUGAUAUCGGCAACUUCAUACUCAAUAAGUUCGGCGAUAACAUCUUGACCACGGAUGGCGACCGAUGGGCGCGUCACCGAAAAGUGGUGGCCGGUGUCAUCAACGAACGCAUCUCAAAGUCCGUCUUCGAUGAAACCGUCGUUCAAGCUCGCGGUCUUCUAGACCAGAUCCAGACCGAUUCUAAUGGCACCAGCGCGAUCGAAACGAAUAAAGCCUUCGACUGGGCAAAGAAGAUCACCAUGCAGGUUCUGAGCGGAGCUGGAAUGGGCACCCAGUUGCCGUGGAAUAACGAGGGCCACGAGAAGCCCGCCCCUGGUUUCAAGCAGACAUACUCCCAGUCGGUCACGCAUGUGAUCAGCAAUAUUGCUGGACCUUUGUUGCUGCCUCAAUGGUUUCUGCUGAACUACCCUUCCUGGGCACCUGGCUACUCUGUGCUCAAGCCUCUCGGGAUUGCGAUUGAGGAGUUUCCUAUCCACACCGACAGGCUGCUGCAAGACGAAAGACGCCGAGCUCGCGAGGAGGGUGGCUCGUCUAAGAGCAACAUUUUGAGUCAAUUGCUUGAAGCGUCAGACAGCUCGGAGAAGCAAAGUGCCAAAUCAGCGCCCUUAUCGGACAGAGAACUACGAGGAGACCUGUUCAUAUUCACGGCUGCAGGUUUUGAUACUACGGCAAACACGAUAUCAUACGCUUUCGUUCUGCUCGCCCGAUAUCCGAAAUGGCAAGAUUGGCUGUUCGAAGAAGUCGAUGACAUCCUUCCCAACGACCCGAAUGAGGAGCUCGACUAUAUCGCCACUUUCCCGAGAGCCACUCGAACCCUUGCCUUCAUGCUCGAAGUCUUGCGCCUGUUCACACCCCUCAACCACAUCGCAAAGCAGGCCCAAACCCCACAGCCCUUACACACGCCUGGCAAAACGUACUGGCUGCCAGCGAAUACGACAAUGUAUAUUAAUGUGGUACCGCUACACCGCGACCCAGCCGUAUGGCGGGGCCUGAAUCUUCCCGAAGGCGAGACAUCUGCAAAAGACGACGAGUUGCACUUUCGUCCCAACAGGUGGACAAAUCCGUCGGGAUCGGCGCAGGUACUAUACCAACCAGCGAAAGGGACGUAUGUACCGUGGUCAGCUGGUCCUCGUGUAUGUCCUGGACAGAAAAUGGGGCAAGUGGAAUUUGUGGCUGUUUUCUUGACGAUAUUGAGAACGCAUAGAAUCGAUGCAGUGGCGCUUGGGGAGGAGAGUAAGCAGGUGAUGAACAAGCGACUUGAUGCGCGGAUGGAGAAGAGUCAUUCAUUGCUUACACUGCAGAUGGAAGAUAUUUACGAUGUGAAAGGUGAAGACGAUGGGUUGAAGUUGAGGAUUAGUAGGAGGAAGUAG
Messenger RNA from Saxophila tyrrhenica, 1764 nucleotides. RefSeq lists its product as uncharacterized. The coding region runs from base 1 to 1764 and encodes 587 amino acids. The record is from RefSeq and is a predicted model, not a curated record. The transcript is spliced from 3 exons. Lineage: Eukaryota; Fungi; Ascomycota; Dothideomycetes; Mycosphaerellales; Extremaceae. Gene Ontology annotation, molecular function: monooxygenase activity; iron ion binding; heme binding.